AUGAAUUAUGAUGUGAUUAAGGACUACAUGGGUCGUGCAUGCACCAGGAGGUGCUACAAACAAAAGAAGGGCAAGGAGGACUACGUUUGCUUUGUCAACGCAGACCAUGACUGGGGUUACUGUUCGCCCCAACCAGGCAAAACUAGUAAGAACAAGGUAUGCAAGAGGAACCACCAGUGCGAGAAGCAUGGAGAAGAUCACUACUGGUGCAAAACUGAGGGUGGGUCGUGGGAUUACUGUAGCCCUCUAUCAGAGAGGAGGUCUGGUUCCAGGUGGGUUGACGCUGAUGGGUUCUAUUGCAAGGACAAUUGCGACUACAGGGGGUCUACAUACACCUGGUGCCACAGUGACAACAACCAAGGCUGGGGAUUCUGCUCAAAGAUACAGAAUGUGGCAACCAAUGGGAAAAAGUGCAAGGAUGACAGUCCUUGCAGAAAGGAUGGCACCCACUACUACUUUUGCUACACCGAAGGAGGCGGAUGGGAUUACUGUGGAGAUGUCGAGGAUGGGGGCCCAUGGCUCGUAGAAAAGCGCACUAUUGACCCUCCCUGUGAUUUCUCCAAUCCAUCAUCAAGAGUGGAUUGCGGUUGGUCAGGCAUACUCCAAGCCCAAUGUGAAAGUUUGGGCUGUUGCCAUGAUGCAACCUACAAGGAUCACUAUAACUGCUUCUACAAACAUGUGGACUGUGCAAAGUUGAUCUUCCAUGCUGCUGAUAAUUGGUACACUCUGGAAACAAAUGGUGACUCCAGGACAGGAGUGCAAGCUUGGAGAUAUUCAAAUUUCACUCUAACUGACACCAAUUAUGACCUUAAGAAAGGAGCUGUCUCUGAAUGCUCUGAGAAAGAUUCAGUACUCAAUAGAGAUAUCUACAACCAAGUGGUGCAUAGGUUGACCGAUCAGCAGGGCAACAUGGCAGGCCAGAUCAAAAUCAUCGAACCUAACGAUGAUGGCAAUCCUAUCCAGGCAGUCCACGUGCGACUGCUUGACCAUGUAGGGGCAGAUGGGCAUGUUUCGCGCGUUGAAGCACUUCGGGCUGUAAUACGACAAAGCCAUGUCAACCUAAACAAUCGCGCCGAUUUUCCUUGGAAUACCAAACAAUACAUGCUGGACAAGCUAAAUGGUGAAGCCCAAGAUGAAGUGUUCCGCCUUGUUGAUAGCGAGCUGGGUGGACCACCGGAACUCUACAACAUGAUACCUGGGCACAACUCGGCGCUGUAUAAUUCAGACACAAAAAUCGCCCAUUAA
Molecule: messenger RNA, 1245 nt
Organism: Darwinula stevensoni
Lineage: Eukaryota; Metazoa; Arthropoda; Ostracoda; Podocopida; Darwinulidae
Source: the annotation of a GenBank genome assembly